CUAUACACCCCCAAACACUCUAUUACAAUGGCUCCAAAGACUAAGACCGCUAUCGUCGCAGCCCCAGCUGCUGACUCUAAGACCUCAUACAAGGACAAGAUCAAGACCGCCGUCACCAUCUUGAAGGAAAGAAAUGGUUCUUCUCGCCAGGCUAUCAAGAAGUACAUCCAGGCCAACUUUGACUCCAAGGCUCCUAACUUCGACUCCCAGUUCAACUUGGCCUUGAGAAGAGGUGUUGAAACCGGUGAAUUCAUUCAGCCAAAGGGCGCCUCUGGUCCAGUUAAGUUGGCCAAGAAGGAAGCCAAGAAAGCCGCCCCAAAGAAGGCCGUUGUCAAGAAGGAUGCCCCUGUUAAGGCUGCUCCAAAGAAGGUUGCCGCCAAGAAGGAGGUUGCUCCAAAGAAGGCUGCCGUCAAGAAGGCUGCUGCUCCAGUUAAGGCUGCCCCAGCUAAGAAGGAAGCUGCCCCAAAGAAGGCUGCCCCAGCGAAGAAGACCGCGCCAGCUAAGAAGGCUGCCCCAGCCAAGAAAGCUGCUGCUAAGAAGGAAGCUCCAAAGAAGGUUGUGAAGAAGACUGCUGCUCCAAAGAAGAAGGUCGCCGCCAAGAAAUAAGCAUGACCACUUUACUCCAGUCUGUUUAUGUAUAUUAGCUUCUUUAGUUCUUGACUCACGUGUCGCAACGUUCCCGGACGUGCUCAGCCACCCGGAACACUGCCGUUUCUUCUCUGCCCUUUAACUCCCUUUUUGUACUUUUAGUUUUUUCUUAUUGAUGUCCUUUUUUUUUUUUUUUAGGUAGGAUACUCUUUCGGUUUCUUUUCUCUUGUUACGUG
Babjeviella inositovora NRRL Y-12698 is the source of this 824-nucleotide messenger RNA. RefSeq names its product histone (gene HHO1). The transcript has 3 exons. Gene Ontology annotation, biological process: nucleosome assembly. Bases 28 to 606 code for a protein of 192 amino acids. Lineage: Eukaryota; Fungi; Ascomycota; Pichiomycetes; Serinales. Gene Ontology annotation, molecular function: DNA binding; structural constituent of chromatin. The record is from RefSeq and is a predicted model, not a curated record. Gene Ontology annotation, cellular component: nucleosome.